UCCCCACGCCUGCCGCCGGGCGGAGCGGGCACCCUCGGGAGGAGAGGAGGGGCCGGCCGGCCCGGCGUCGCGUCCCCCAAAGCGCGUGUGCCCUGGUCCUGUUCUUUAUCUUCGGGGCAGGAAGACCCAACUUACCUGAGGCGGGGGCGUGGGGGGGAAAGGGCGGUCAGUUUCAGAUGUUUGAGAUGAAGAUUUGAUGGGACAGAAGUUUUACCAUCUAGGACUUUAACCUCGCUGUAAUGAAUGCAAUUGAGAUUACUUUUGUGGAAUAGCUCUUUUAUAUUACGGGAGGCCUUAGGGCUUACUUGUUUAUGGGAAAACACGUUGGUUAUUUAAAGUAAAUACACUCAAAUAACAGUAAAACUGGUUGAAAAACUAGUUAGCCCCUAAAACAGCAGUAUUUUAGGUUCUUGUACGUUUUAGUGGAGUCUCAAAUUUUAACUUGUACAUUUGAAACAUAAUUCUCCUCUUCUGAUUGUAUUAUUCAUUCAAAGUGUAUCGGUGUUGUGAAUAAUCGGUUUCACUUAUUUGUAUCUAGGGUCAGUUUCACUUCUUUUCUGUAUCAUUGAAUUAAGUCUACAGAGUUUUUUUUGUAAAAGUUUAAAGCAAAGUGAUUUGUUUCCUUACAAAUAAGUAAAAUCCAAGUUGUCUUUUUAAAGCUUGUGAGUUUUCAAAUGGAAAUGCAACAAGAAUGUGGGUUACAUUGUUUAUUAAGAAGUACAGGUAUAACAGUUUCUUUUUGCAUGUAUUUAUAUUUUUACCACAAUGUAUGUGGAGUGCCAUAAUGUUCAAAUAGCCAUAUGCUUAUUUUUUAAAAAUGAAAAAGAAUAAUGUAUUCUAGCAUUUGGUCACCACAAGGGAGAAAUACCAUAUAAGGGACAGCAUUUUAAGACUUUCAAGUAAAACAUUGUAAUUAAAGCAGGUACACUUAAUGGAAACAAUUGAGAAGUCACUUUGUCUCAUUCCUCCACACACAUCCAACCUUGAUUUUUGUACUUAGUUUUUUUCAAACAUGCUUUUGUAACUUUUUGUUUGUCUAUCAUCAGGAGGUGUUGAGAGAAAUUUAAACUUUUCAUUGAAGUAGUUGCUUAAAAGUCCUGAGAUUUAUUUCAGUAAUGUUUAGAAGCUUUACUGAGAGUAAAGAACAUGUAACAUCUGAAUCCUGAGCCCUACGCAACAUUGUUUGGCUUCCAGAAAGGUUUUCUCCAGCUUAAUACCUGAUGGUUUCAGGAGGUGAACAAUGACCACAGGUGACAAAGCUUCAGAAUCUUCAGACCCAUCAACCUGUCAGAACCAGCCUGGCAGUUCUGAGGCAGUCUCACCUGGAGACAUGGAGGCAGGUUCUGCCAGCUGGGGUACUGUGUCUUCAUUAAAUGAUGUUUCAAGUCACGCGCUUUCUUUAGGACCAGUACCUGGUGCUGUAGUUUAUUCAAGUUCACCUGUACCUGAAAAAUCAAAACCAUCACCACCAAAGGAUCAAGCUCUAGGUGAUGGCAUUGCUCCUCCAGAAAAAAUUCUUUUCCCAUCUGAGAAGAUUUGUCUUAAGUGGCAGCAAACUCAUAGAGUAGGAGCUGGGCUCCAGAAUUUGGGCAAUACCUGUUUUGCCAACGCAGCGCUGCAGUGUUUAACUUAUACACCACCACUUGCCAACUACAUGCUAUCACACGAACACUCCAAGACAUGUCAUGCAGAAGGAUUUUGUAUGAUGUGUACAAUGCAGGCUCAUAUCACACAAGUGCUGAACCAUCCUGGGGAUGUUAUUAAACCGAUGUUUGUCAUUAAUGAGAUGCGGCGCAUAGCUAGGCACUUCCGCUUUGGAAGCCAAGAAGAUGCCCAUGAAUUCCUUCAGCACACUGUUGAUGCUAUGCAAAAAGCAUGCUUGAAUGGCAGCAACAAAUUAGACAGACACACUCAGGCUACCACACUCGUUUGCCAGAUAUUUGGAGGAUACCUAAGAUCUAGAGUCAAAUGUUUAAAUUGCAAAGGUGUGUCAGAUACUUUUGAUCCAUAUCUCGACAUAACAUUGGAAAUAAAGGCUGCUCAGAGCGUUAAUAAGGCAUUGGAGCAGUUUGUGAAGCCGGAACAGCUCGAUGGAGAAAACUCGUACAAGUGCAGCAAGUGUAAAAAUAUGGUUCCAGCUUCGAAGAGGUUCACUAUACACAGAUCUUCUAAUGUUCUCACACUUUCUCUGAAACGUUUUGCAAAUUUUACUGGUGGAAAAAUUGCUAAGGAUGUGAAAUACCCUGAGUAUCUUGAUAUUCGACCGUAUAUGUCUCAGCCGAACGGAGAACCGAUCAUUUAUGAUUUGUAUGCAGUACUGGUACACACUGGUUUUAAUUGCCAUGCUGGCCAUUACUUCUGCUACAUAAAAGCUAGCAAUGACCUCUGGUACCAAAUGAAUGACUCCAUCGUAUCUAUCAGUGAUAUUAGAUCGGUACUCAGUCAACAAGCUUAUGUUCUCUUUUAUAUCAGGUCCCACGAUGUGAAAAUAGGAGGUGAACUUACUCAUUCCGCCCAUAGCCCUGGCCAGUCCUCUCCCCAGCCGGUGAUCAGCCAGCGGGUUGUCAGCAACACACAGGCAGCAUCCGGGUUCAUCGGACCACAGCUUCCUUCUCACAUGAUGAAGAACCCACCUCAUCUAAACGGGACAGGACCCUUGAAGGAAAUGCCGAGCAGCUCCAUGGCAAGUCCUAACGGGAAUUCCAGUGUCAGUAGGACUGGCCCUGUUAACGCCUCGACAUCUGUUCAGGACUGGCCGGUUAACAGGCCCUCAGUUAUUCCAGAACAUCCCAAGAAACAGAAAAUCACGAUCAGUAUUCACAGCAAGUUACCUGUGCAGAAAAUGCAGCCACAGCCUACUCUCCACAGCAGCUCUUCGGAGAGCGCUAACAAGCCCGCCCCCUCCUCUACCAUUACGACUUCUACUGCAAUACAGUCUACCUCGAGUGCCCCCGCGAUGCCCGCGUCUAGUAAGGUAACGAAGCAGAUCGCCCUGAGGGAGUCCUGCCCUGAGCCUGUGACGAACGGCAGGUCCAAGCUGAGCUCCGGCGUGCUGGUCCCCUAUGGCGCCGAGUCGUCCGAAGAGUCCGACGAGGAGGCGAAGGGCCUCGGCAAGGAGAACAGUCUCCGUCCCGCCGAGAGCGCGCGCGCCCCUGCUCCGCUUGCCGAAGAUGUCGGGGCCUCUCCGCACAAGCUCCGAGAGCCCGUGGCUCUAAAUGGUGCUACCAGUACGGACAGUGACCCGAAAGAAAACAGCCUACCCUCGGGUGCUGCCAGCUGCCACAUCCAGCCUGCCCUACACUCAGAAAACCCCUUUUCUAAGGCAAACAGUCUCCCUGGGAAGUUGAUGCCUGCUCCUUUGCCACUUCUCCCAGAAGACAAAAUCUUAGAGACCUUCAAACUCGGCAGCAAAGGGAAAGGCUCCACAGAUGAGAUGAGUACAACUGGGACAGAGGAGAGGCCUCUGCAGGACCCCAAGGCUGAGCUGGAGGCUGGCAGCUCCGCUCCCGAUUCCUGUGAGAACCUAGAGCUGGUCAUGAGCCUUAGCAGCAAAUUCAAGAAGGUUUUGUUGCCCUCAGACGCCAGCAUCAAACCUACCAAAGAAGAAGUCUCUGAAAACAUUUUGGCAAAACCCGAGGAGGCUUUGCCGAGUAUCAACACCUUUUGUAACACCAACAAGGAUACCCUCGGGGGUGACCAGCUUCCUAAACCGUGUGACCCAGGGAAUUUAACAAACGAUCAGAGCAAACCGUCCCAGGACGUGAAAGGGACGUCACCAGAGCGUCCCCAGGACCCGGCGGCAGCAGAAGCCGCGGGGAGGCUGAGCCCGAGCCCCUUGUCAGGUAUCGAGGGCGACUGUGAGCCUGAGCCCUUGGGUCACAGCAGUCGGGACAGAGGCACGGAUGUGGAGGGUCCCCCUAAAAGCACAGGGGUGUCCGCAGAUGGGGUGCCCUCUCCGCAAUUAGACAGGAUCGCAGAAAACCGUCCAGAGGGGGUCCCCGAGCAAAGUAACGGUGAGAGAGGUGAAGACAGUAAGGCCGGGCAGAAGGUCCAGGAGGCUUGUGCAGUGCAGGAAAAAACCAGCAGCCUCAGAAAGGUUGACCGAGGACAUUACCGCAGCCGAAAAGACCGAUCGUCCAGCGGCGAGCACGCGCGGGACAGCAGGAGCGGGACGGAGGAGCAGCCUCGCCGGAGGCGACCCCACCAUGAGUGGAAGCGGUGCCGGUCCGAGCGGCCCGAGCCCUGCGCCACGGCCCCGCACGCCCCCUGCCCCGGUUCCCUGGCCAGGUCCGGCCACCCGCGCUCCCGGAGCAUGGGGGCUCCCGACCAGGAGUGGGGCCGCUACCACCACGCUGAGGCCGAGCACGCCUGGGCCCGGGAGAACUACCCGGACGGGAUGCGCUGGGGGCGGUUCAGGUACCACCACGACAGGUACGCCUCGUACCCGGCCCGCGAGCCGUGGGAGUGGAGGCCCCUCCACGGCGAGCGAGAGUACGACCGAGCCGGGCCCUACAGCGGCCGGCCCCACAAGGACCACUACAGAGGCCGGAAGGGCCACGAGCCGGCGGCCAAAGAGAGGGACCGGCACCGCAUCAGCAGCCCCGGGGCGGGCCCGGCCCACACGCCCCCUCCACACCCUGCUGACAAGUACGCCCACGACAAGGCUGCACUGGGGGCUGAAGACAGAGGCUGUGACCUCGCCGGUCAGUUUCACGAACACAAAAACAUCAAGUCACGAAAACGGAGGUACAGUAGUGUAGGGGAUAAAGACAGCCACGUAGAAAAGAAAGCCUGGAGAAGCUUACAGAAGGAUCCUUUAGAGGGGCCUAAAGUGAAGAAGCACAAAAAAUCAAAGAAAAAGAAAUCCAAGGACAAACACCGAGAGCGGAAUUCCAGGCGGCAGCAGUACUCAGACCUUUUGGUAACGCACUCUGAUGCCGACCUGCACAACAGACACAAGAAGAAAAAGAAGAAGAAGAAAAAGAAGAAGCACUCAAAAUCAGAGAACUCGCUUAGAGAUUCAGAGCCACUCUUGCCCGAGGCCACCAGCUGUGAGACUGUGGACCAUUUCCAGGGAGCGGACAGCGCUUUCCCCCUCAUGGCCAGCCAGCCUCUGGAUGGUGUGGGACCUUGCCCUGAGAAAACAAAACAUUUCUGGAUGGAAACGAGGGAUGACAGGUGUCAUCUGUCUAAGUGUGGCCAGGGUGAUUGAAAACGUGGCUUCAAGACAAAAAAUUCACUGGUUACGAUUCAACGUGUUCAACAGAAGCCAUCCCCAACCCACAUUAAAUUACAAAUAGAGAAAAUAACUUGAAAUCUGCGUGGUGCUUCUUUAGUGUAAAUAGUGUAUAGAUUUUACCAUGGAGGACUUUUUUUUUUAGUUUUUACCUUUUCUUAAUUACCCUUAUUCCAAAUGGGUGAACACUUUCUACAACUGCUGACCAUUGUAAAAUACUGUGUAUAUAAACCACAUUGAAAAUAACGCCCUGGACUAGAACAUCUCAAAUGCUGCUUAAUCACAGACUCAGGUUGAUCACUCGUAUUCCAUGUAAUGCUCCUCCAAGUUAGACAUCCGGUGCAAGACCAACCGGGAAACCAUGGAAUUAUUAAAAGUACAAACUGACAGUGUGUAUAUUUAAUUUAAAAACUUAUUUAAAGAUUCACAAGCUCUCAACUAGACUUUUGAGAGCAGUCUGUUUUCUGUAAUGUCUGAUACUAGAAACUAAUUUGCUUCAUAUUUUAGUUGUAUUCAAGAUUUGAAGAUUUUAUAGACAAGUUCUGUUUUUGAACUUUGUGGAACUAUUCCAAUCAAUUUACCAGUUAUGAUGAGUAUUUACAUUAUGAAUGUAUAAUCGGAACAUUAUUUGUAAGGCCUACAGUAUGUUUUUAUUACAUAACACUUUUUUAUACAGUGUCUCUUGUCUUGACUAUGAUAUUGGAGUCUGAGUUGUCAGCUUGGUCCCUUAAAGUUUCUAGUUACAGACAAAAAUCAUACUGUGAUUUUAUUUUUAAUAUGGAUAUGCUAUCAAACUGUGAUACACUUAUAAUUCACUGGUCCUGCAUCAGGAGUUGGAGUGGGGAAAACUGUAUUUAAUACAGUUUGUAUCUGAAUAAUCUGUAUGGUUUAUACAGUUUGUGUUGUUCAGAGACGUCUAAAGUUUGAUCUUUGUUUUUUUAAAGAUUAAAAAAGCACUUGCCCCACUGUAAAUAUACAGCAUGUAAAAUUUAUAUAGUAUAUAAAUGGCAGCAAAUUAAACCUUUCGUGUCAUUUUUUA
Molecule: messenger RNA, 6275 nt
Organism: Aethalodelphis obliquidens (Pacific white-sided dolphin)
Lineage: Eukaryota; Metazoa; Chordata; Mammalia; Artiodactyla; Delphinidae
Gene: USP42
Product: ubiquitin specific peptidase 42
Exons: 18
Coding region: 1241-5212 (1323 amino acids)
Biological process (GO): regulation of apoptotic process; protein deubiquitination
Cellular component (GO): nucleus; cytosol
Molecular function (GO): cysteine-type deubiquitinase activity
Source: RefSeq, a predicted model, not a curated record